ACGGGGAUACAUAAGUGUUAUCUCCCAUUCUUUCUUCAACACUGUCAUGUAUUAACUUCUUGCUCUCCCUUCCUCCUCCUCUAAGAUUUAUGAGCCACCAUCAUGAUAGCUCAAUUGCUCUUUUACUAAAGACGAUGGAUGAGGAGUACUUAUUACUGUCGUGUACCACCUUGUUAAUGCGUUUAUUAUUAUACCGUGACCGGAUCGUCAUGGAACUUUUUUGCGGUUACAAAAAAAACGGACAGCAUCAUCAUCAUCAUCGUCGUCGCCCUUUUGGGUCGUUUGUUCGACUCUGCGAGGUUGUUGUGGUAGGGCCGUUCCUCUCCGCCUCCGCUUCUUAUUGACAUCAAGCGUCAUACACACUCUUUUGUGUCAAGUUCUUUUGCUUACGCCUCCGCCGCUGGUGCUGCUGCUGCUUCUUUCCCCCCAAUCUUUUAA
Zychaea mexicana is the source of this 438-nucleotide messenger RNA. RefSeq lists its product as uncharacterized. Lineage: Eukaryota; Fungi; Mucoromycota; Mucoromycetes; Mucorales; Lichtheimiaceae. The transcript has 2 exons. The record is from RefSeq and is a predicted model, not a curated record. The coding region runs from base 90 to 344 and encodes 84 amino acids.